UCAGCUCGCGGACUCUCUCGGACAUAGUCGGCUCGCUCACUGGGACACUGCAGGUCGCUACCUGGGGGCGGCUGUCCUCUGCAAGCACUAUCUCUGGACACACGAGACACGACUCACGAGCAGCAGCCUGAGAUGACGGUCAGGAGUCAGGACUAUAUACCCAGACUAAUGUGUGCGUGUGUGUGUAGUUCAGCCUGGCUCAGCAGCUCUACUUACUAGUUACUACUGUGUGUCUACCCGCGAACAAGGUGUACACAGUAGACACACACACACACACACGGACACGGACACGGACACCGCGAGGGCAGUGCGGGAUAGUUGGACGUAGAGGCGACGUUGCCGUGUUGAGCUCUUUUUGGUGCGGUCACGGUGCUGCUGCAGGCUGUUUUUUUGGCGAACCUCUCGCGGCUGCGCGCGAGUAUUGCUGCUCCGCAUCAAGUGGGAAAUUCGAACUGCUUUGAUGGGAGGUUGCGGUUAUAGUGAAAUCUGCGCAGGCUUUCUUGUACUCUUAUAAUUUAUGAUUUUAUGUUUUAUCUUCGUAUCAUGGCUGAGAGGCUUUAUUGUGGGUGGAUGUAGCAUAUAAGGUGGAAAGCAAAAGGUUGGCAACAGUUUAGAGCUCAAAACAACUUCGACAAAAUGCUCUACUGUGCACUUUCCAACGAGGUUCCGGAGGAGCCCGUUGUCUCUCCAGUAUCUGGCUUAAUUUUUGAAAGACGUCUUAUAGAGAAAUAUGUGGCAGAAAAUGGAGUUGAUCCUAUUAAUGGAAAAGACUUGAAUUUAGAUCAACUGAUUGCAGUGAGAACUCAGUCAAGUAAACCAAAUGCACCAUCUUCAACAUCGAUACCAUCUAUACUUAAAGAUUUACAAGAUGAGUAUGAUACUGUAAUGCUCAACACAUUUUCAUUGAAGCAGCAUUUGCAAGUUACACGUUCAGAACUUUCUCAUGGAUUGUAUCAACAUGAUGCAGCAUGUCGAAAAGUUGCGAAAUUAGCCAAAGAAGCUGCUGCAGCUAAGGAGGCAUUGGCUUUACUCAAACCACAAGUUGGAACAGCGCCAACAAAUAUUCCUCAACCUGCACUUGCGGAAGCUGGUGGUAUGGCUAUGCAACCAGAUGAACAAGCAGGAAUAACAGAAGAUAUCAUUCAAAAGUUGCAAGAAAAAGCCACAGUUCUUACUCAAGAGAGGAAAAAGAGAGGCCGAUCAGUUCCAGAGGAUCUUCUUACUCAAGACACUAUCAAAUCAUUUCAAACUCUUGCAUCCCACCCGGGUCUUCACUCUGCCAGUAUUCCUGGUAUUCUAGCUCUGGAUAUUCAUGGAGCUGAUACAAGUAAAGUAAUAACAGGAGGUGCUGACAAAAAUGCAACAGUCUUCAACAAAGAUACUGAGCAAAUAGUUGCUAUACUUAAGGGUCAUACCAAAAAAAUAACGCGUGUAAUUUAUCAUCCAACAGAGGAUAUUGUUAUGACUGCAUCACCCGAUACAACUAUUCGAGUUUGGAACGUUAAUACUAGUCAAACGUCACUCUUGAUGCGUACUCACGAUGCGCCUGUUACAGGAUUAUCAUUACAUCCCACUGGAGACUAUUUACUUAGUUCUUCCCUUGAUCAUUGCUGGGCCUUCUCCGAUAUCAGAUCUGGCUUACUUCUCACAAAAGUCGCUGGACAGGGUAGUCAGCCAUUGACCACAGCUCAGUUUCAUCCUGACGGUCUAAUCUUUGGCACAGGUACAAUAGAUUCACAGGUGAAGAUUUGGGAUUUGAAGGAGCAGUCAAACGUUGCCAACUUCCCUGGACAUUCAGGGCCUAUCACAGCUAUUAGCUUUUCAGAAAAUGGUUACUAUUUGGCAACAGCUGCCGAAGAUUCUUGCGUUAAACUGUGGGAUUUGCGCAAAUUGAAAAACUUUAAGACACUGCAGUUAGAUGAAUCUUAUGAAGUUAAGGACAUUUGCUUUGAUCAAAGUGGUACUUAUUUGGCCGUCUGUGGAUCAGAUGUGAGAAUUUACGUUUGCAAACAAUGGGUGGAGCUGAAAACAUUCAACGAUCACACAGCCGCAGUGACUGCCGUUCGUUUCGGUAGAAAUGCAGAAUUCAUAGCUUCGGUGAGCAUGGACCGCUCCCUUAAAUUAUACGGCAACAAUAAAUAAUUUAUUGUAUAAUCUGUACAUAUAUUUGUAAUUUCCGCGACAUUCGAUAUUUUUUACACAAUAAGCGAUUGAAAAAUUGAAAAUGGGGUAAAAUAAAAUUUACGCUGUUAACUAUAAAAA
This is a messenger RNA of Nasonia vitripennis (jewel wasp), 2262 nucleotides long. RefSeq names its product pre-mRNA-processing factor 19. Gene Ontology annotation, cellular component: U2-type catalytic step 1 spliceosome; cytoplasm; Prp19 complex. Lineage: Eukaryota; Metazoa; Arthropoda; Insecta; Hymenoptera; Pteromalidae. Gene Ontology annotation, biological process: DNA repair; protein ubiquitination; mRNA splicing, via spliceosome. The coding region runs from base 637 to 2142 and encodes 501 amino acids. The transcript is spliced from 9 exons. Gene Ontology annotation, molecular function: protein binding; ubiquitin protein ligase activity. The record is from RefSeq and is a predicted model, not a curated record.